Messenger RNA from Didymodactylos carnosus, 381 nucleotides. NCBI's taxonomy places the organism in Eukaryota, Metazoa, Rotifera, Eurotatoria, Philodinida, Philodinidae. The record is from the annotation of a GenBank genome assembly.
AUGUAUACACCAAGAAAAACUACAAGAUCGCGAGCUAAUAAUUACGAUAAUUUUACCACAAAUUUGAGACGAACAGCCUUGAUAUUAGCUGGUGUGGCGCUCGGUCUUGGACUUCUUCGAAUAUGUCUCAUGUUAUGUAAAAAUAAACCAUCAGAAACUAGAAAUCGUAGGGAUUUAACAAAUACUUCACGGCACCAGUCAAUUGCGAUCAUCGAUGAACAACAUAAAUUAGAUUUACCACCAAAAUAUGAUGAAGCAAUUAACUCAAAAACUGAACAUGAAUGGAAAUUACCAUCUUAUGAAGACUUACAAACAACAGCUACACUGCCACAAAUUCAUGAUACACGUAAUAUUAAUAAUAUUAUUACAACAAAUAUAUAA